Rasamsonia emersonii CBS 393.64 is the source of this 1107-nucleotide messenger RNA. Its product is annotated as Transmembrane protein UsgS. The record is from RefSeq and is a predicted model, not a curated record. Bases 1 to 1107 code for a protein of 368 amino acids. NCBI's taxonomy places the organism in Eukaryota, Fungi, Ascomycota, Eurotiomycetes, Eurotiales, Trichocomaceae. The transcript is spliced from 5 exons.
AUGUCCAAUUUCGAACCUAAUGCCAUCCUGCGCGGAGCGCAGCUCACCGUCGUGGGAACUCUUCGAGCCCUCGGUAAUCCUGAGCUUUUUAAGCACAAACAUUUUCGCCAGGCAGCACUUGCUGUGACUGUGGGCAUUGUCAUUCAUUUAAUCGUCCAGAUUCCGAUCAUUGCCAUCAAGCUCGUUAUCUGGGUUGCCUCCUUGGUUUCUGACCUUGACCAUGCCACCUGGGACGACAAAGUCAUAGGAGGACUGGACUUCAUCUCGCACUCCGUCCUCCAGGUUCCGUUCUUACUGAUGACUUUGAUGCGAUAUAUCACUCCAACACUCGAUGAAAUCUUCAUGGAGUCGCUAAAGUGGGUGGACUCGACUUACAUUCAAAAGCAUGAAUCGGAAGAUCCCAGAGUCCUUCGAGCGAUGUACUAUCCGAAUCUCGUCAUGUACUCCACCAAGGGCACUUCUGGGCCUUCCGGCACAUCCAAGCCGUUUCCACAGGCUCUGAUGGCUUUUUUUAAUCGAUACUCUCGCAGGGUUGCAUUGUGGCUGGGCAUAUACGUGCUUUCCCUGCUUCCUGUUGUUGGGCGAUUCGUGAUGCCCGCAAUGAGCUUCUACACAUUCAAGAAGGCAGUGGGGAUUGUUCCAGCGGCGGUUAUUUUUGGAUCAGGGCUUAUCCUACCGAAGGAGGUUUUGGUUGUCUUCUUGCAUUGUUACUAUGCCUCACGGAGCUUGAUGCGCGAGCUCCUCGAGCCCUAUUUUUGUCGCAUUCGCUUUAACAAAGAGCAGAAACGAAAAUGGUUCAUGGACCGUGAAGGUGUCCUUUUUGGAUUCGCAUUCGCCUUUACCAUGCUUAUCAAGAUCCCACUCAUCGGGGUUCUGAUGUAUGGGAUUGCGCAAGCAUCGACUGCAUACCUCAUCACCAAAAUCACGGACCCGCCACCACCACCUGCACACAGUGAGGGAUUUGCGGAAAGUCAAGUGGCAUGGAAAAACAAACAUCGCUUCUUGCAGUUGUCAUUGGACAACCUGGACCAGUUCAACAUCAAAACUAGCGAACCCGAAACUGGCAGAGGGGAGACGAGCAUAAGCCCGGGAAGGAAGUUUCUGUAG